AGCUGCAGGCGCUCUGUAACCUGCUGACUGUCCUGACUGACAGCCGGGAGCCUCCGCCCAGUCACAGCCGCUUCAGCCGGGCUGCCUGCCUACAGCCCCCACCCGAUACCCGGAGCUGCAGGAAUGACCGACAAUAUCCCCCUACAACCCGUGAGACGACCGAAAAGACACGACAGUAAACACAGAAAUGGGUGCUGCCCGUGGUCGAGAUGCUGUGGCAUGGGAGACUUCCGUCCCCGCACCGUGUGGCUCGGCCACCCAGAAAAGAGGGAGCAGAGGUACCCGAGGAAUGUCAUUAACAACCAGAAGUACAACUUCUUCACCUUCCUGCCUGCGGUGCUGUUCAAUCAGUUCAAGUACUUCUUCAACUUGUACUUCUUGCUCUUGGCCUGCUCUCAAUUUAUCGAGGAGCUACGCUUAGGUGCGCUCUACACCUACUGGGUCCCUCUGGGUCUUGUUUUGGCUAUUACCAUCAUCAGAGAGGCAGUUGAGGAAAUAAGAUGCUACAUGCGAGACAAAGAAAUGAACUGUCAGAUUUACAGCAAGCUUUCAACAAGAGGCACGGUGAAGGUUAAAAGCAGCGGUAUUCAAGUUGGAGAUCUCAUAAUCGUGGAAAAGAACCAGCGUGUUCCUGCUGACAUGAUCUUUUUAAGGACCUCUGAAAGAAAUGGCUCCUGCUUCCUGCGGACUGACCAGCUGGAUGGAGAGACGGACUGGAAACUACGCCUCCCAGUGGCCUGCACACAGAGACUGCCAACUGCUGCUGACCUUCUACAAAUCAGGUCGUACGUGUACGCAGAAGAGCCAAACAUUGACAUUCAUAACUUUAUUGGAACUUUCACCAGGGAGGAUGGAGAUCCCCCAGUCAACGAAAGUCUCAGCAUUGAGAACACCCUGUGGGCCAGCACCGUUGUUGCCUCCGGCACAGUGGUGGGGGUUGUGAUUUACACAGGCAAGGAGCUGCGCAGUGUCAUGAACACCUCCAACCCACGGCACAAGGUGGGUUUGUUUGACUUGGAGGUGAACUGUUUGACUAAGAUCCUAUUUGUGGCCCUCGUGGUGGUGUCUCUGGUCAUGGUGGCCCUGCAGCACUUUGCUGGCCGUUGGUACCUACAGAUCUUUCGCUUCCUGCUGCUCUUCUCCAACAUCGUGCCCAUUAGUUUACGUGUCAAUCUGGAUAUGGGUAAGAUGGUUUUCAGUUGGAUGAUUAAGAAAGACUCCAAGAUCCCCGGGACGAUGGUGAGGACGAGCACCAUACCUGAACAGCUUGGACGCAUCUCCUACCUGCUGACUGACAAAACAGGGACUCUUACUCAGAAUGAAAUGGUGUUCAGGCGCCUCCAUCUUGGAACUGUGGCUUAUGGGAUGGACUCAAUGGACGAAGUGCAGAGCCAUGUGUUCAGCGCCUACACGCAGCCCACCCAUGACCUUCCAGCCUCCAGGGCCCCGGCAGCCACUAAAGUCCGCAAGACCAUCAGCAGCAGAGUUCAUGAGGCUGUGAAGGCUAUCGCCCUGGUACACAACGUGACACCCGUGUACGAAGCCAAUGGUGUGACCGACCAGGCGGAGGCCGAGCAGCAUUAUGAAGACACGUGCAGAGUGUACCAGGCUUCCAGCCCAGAUGAGGUGUCGCUGGUGCAGUGGACUGAGAGUGUUGGUCUGACGCUGGUGGGAAGAGACCAGUCAUCCAUGCAGCUGCGGACCCCUACUGGCCAAAUCCUGAACUUCACCAUCCUGCAGAUCUUCCCCUUCACCUAUGAGAGCAAGAGGAUGGGCAUCAUAGUGCGAGAUGAGUCUACGGGAGAGAUCACGUUCUACAUGAAGGGCGCUGACAUGGUGAUGGCGGGCAUCGUCCAGUAUAACGACUGGCUGGAGGAGGAGUGUGGGAACAUGGCGAGGGAAGGCCUGAGGGUCCUUGUGGUCUCAAAGAAGUCCCUGACAGAAGAGCAGUAUCAAGAUUUUGAGGCACGGUACGUCCAGGCCAAGCUCAGCGUCCAUGACCGCUCUCUGAAGGUGGCCACGGUGAUUGAGAGUCUGGAGAUGGAGAUGGAGCUGCUGUGUCUGACUGGGGUAGAGGAUCAGCUCCAGACUGAUGUGAGGCCCACCCUGGAGAUCCUCCGCAACGCAGGCAUCAAGGUUUGGAUGCUGACAGGAGACAAGCUUGAAACGGCCACAUGCACUGCAAAGAACGCCCAUCUGAUCACCCGCAACCAGGACAUCCACAUCUUCAGACCCGUGACAACAAGAGGGGAAGCCCACCUGGAGCUCAACGCUUUCAGGAGAAAGCACGACUGCGCUCUGGUGAUAUCAGGGGACUCGCUUGAGGUUUGUUUGAAAUACUACGAGUAUGAGUUCAUGGAACUUGCAUGUCAGUGUCCCGCUGUGGUUUGCUGUCGAUGCACCCCUACUCAGAAGGCUCAGAUAGUUCGGCUGCUGCAAGAGCGCACAGGAAAGCUCACCUGCGCUGUAGGGGACGGAGGAAACGAUGUCAGCAUGAUCCAGGAAGCGGACUGUGGCGUGGGAGUGGAGGGAAAAGAAGGAAAGCAGGCCUCGCUGGCCGCCGACUUCUCUGUGACUCAGUUCCAACAUUUAGGCCGUCUCCUCAUGGUCCACGGUCGGAACAGCUACAAAAGGUCUGCAGCCCUCAGCCAGUUCGUCAUCCACAGGAGCCUGUGCAUCAGCGCUAUGCAGGCGGUCUUCUCCUCUGUGUUCUUCUUCGCUUCAGUCCCACUCUACCAAGGAUUCCUAACUAUUGGCUACUCCACUGUCUACACCAUGUUCCCCGUCUUCUCCCUGGUGCUGGACAAAGAUGUCAAGUCAGAGGUCGCCAUGUUAUACCCAGAGUUAUACAAAGAUCUCUUGAAGGGCCGACCACUAUCUUUCAAAACGUUUCUAAUAUGGGUCCUAAUAAGUAUCUAUCAAGGGAGCAUCAUCAUGUACGGGGCGUUGCUCCUCUUCGAGUCAGAGUUCGUCCACAUCGUUGCCAUUUCCUUCACCUCUCUGAUCCUGACCGAGCUGCUGAUGGUGGCUCUGACCAUCCAGACGUGGCACUGGCUCAUGAUCGUCGGCGAGCUCCUGAGCUUGGCCUGCUACGUCGCCUCGCUCGUCUUCCUGCACGAGUUCAUAGACGUGUACUUCAUCGCCACCGUAUCGUUCCUGUGGAAGGUGACCGUCAUCACGCUGGUCAGCUGUCUGCCUCUUUACAUCCUCAAGUACCUGCGCAGACGCUUCUCGCCGCCCAGCUACUCCAAACUCACCUCUUAAACUCUGGGAGGAGCCUCAUUUACAGUGGGGGGGGGCAGAAAGGUGUCCCUGUCUUCAUCCAGCUGAGCCUGCGGUUAGA
Molecule: messenger RNA, 3343 nt
Organism: Plectropomus leopardus (leopard coralgrouper)
Lineage: Eukaryota; Metazoa; Chordata; Actinopteri; Perciformes; Serranidae
Gene: atp9a
Product: ATPase phospholipid transporting 9A
Biological process (GO): phospholipid translocation; retrograde vesicle-mediated transport, Golgi to endoplasmic reticulum; endocytosis
Cellular component (GO): endosome; plasma membrane; trans-Golgi network
Molecular function (GO): ATP binding; magnesium ion binding; ATPase-coupled intramembrane lipid carrier activity
Source: RefSeq, a predicted model, not a curated record